Molecule: messenger RNA, 1024 nt
Organism: Carlito syrichta (Philippine tarsier)
Lineage: Eukaryota; Metazoa; Chordata; Mammalia; Primates; Tarsiidae
Gene: BCL2L12
Product: BCL2 like 12
Exons: 7
Coding region: 104-856 (250 amino acids)
Biological process (GO): regulation of apoptotic process
Source: RefSeq, a predicted model, not a curated record
CCAGUGCGCAGGCGCGGGAAAGUUGAAUAAUAAAGAAAAGUUCCUACGAGUUGAGUGGAGGAGACGGCGGCGGCAGCGGCGGGGCCCCGGACCAGGUGCCUCCAUGGCAGGCUCGGAAGAGCUGGGGCUCCGGGAAGACACGCUGAGAGUCCUAGCCGCCUUCCUUAGGCGUGGCGGGGCUGCCGGGUCCCCUGUUUCAACUCCACCCAGGAGUUCUGCCCAAGAGGAGCCAACAGACUUCCUGAGCCGCCUUCGAAGAUGUCUUCCCUGUCCCCUGGGGCGAGGAGCAGUUCCCCCUGAGUCCCCUCGGCCUAACUCCCUGCCCCUUCGCCCCUGCUAUGGUCCAGAGCCUGGUCCAGCAACUCCAGACUUCUAUGCCCUGGUGGCCCAGCGACUGGAACAGCUGGUCCAAGAGCAACUGAGAUCUCCACCUAGCCCAGAGUUACAGGGUCCCCCACCCACGGAGAAGGAAGCCCUGCUGCGGAGGCUGGUGGCCCUGCUGGAGGAGGAAGCAGAAGUUAUCAACCAGAAGCUGGCCUCGGACCCCGCCCUGCGCAGCAAGCUGGCCCGCCUCUCCGCCGGGUCUUUCGCCCGCCUGGUGGAGCUGUUCUCCAGCCGGGAGAGCAGCCCUCACCCAAGCCGGGCCUGCCCUGGGCCCCCGCCGCCUUCGCCGGAGCCCCUGGCCCGCCUGGCCCUGGCCAUGGAGCUGAGCCGGCGCGUGGCCAGGCUGGGGGGCGCCCUGGCCGGACUCAGCGUGGAGCACGUGCACAGCUUCACGCCUUGGAUCCAGGCUCACGGGGGCUGGGAGGGCAUCCUGGCCGUUUCACCCGUGGACUUGAACUUGCCCUUGGACUGAGAUCUUCCUCAGAAGCUGCUACAAGAUUGGACCUCAUGUCUCUACCCUCUGCGUGUGGUUUUCCAAGCUUUCCAAGUCCUCUCAGGGCUGUGGGGUGGGGGUUGCCCUACCUGCUUUUGCCAAAAAGAAAUCGUUUAAAACUUUUCAUAUUAAAAACUUUUUAAAAUA